UCUUAUACAUGCAUAUCGGUUUUGUUGCGUAGAUCUUCAACCGCGUUUCAUGGAUCCAGAAACCGAUCCACCUGCAUUGCCUUCUUCUCAUUCUCUCUCCUAGGGUUUCAACUCAAAUGCUUCGUUCUUCUUCGCUCUCGCCGCCGAUUUUGAGCUAUGCGUUCUCUUCCUCCCAGCUCGGUCUGCUGCCGUCCACGCCAUGAUCGCCGACGGCUGCUUUGCCGGAAUUUUAAGAGCUGCCGGUCACUCUGCGGCGAGGUUUCAUAGCUUUAAGCUGCUCCCUUCCUCUGACGAUGCUCUUCGCCAGUUUUGUGUUCGGCGAGAGAGAAUGCCGGCGUCGGUUAUCUUCCUCAUUGCUCUUCUUAACUUGCUUUUACCUUGCUCAGUGAAGUCGGUUUCUCUCAGUGUGUCAUUUGCCUCAUCGGAAAGAGCUAAAACUUGGUUAGUUAAACCUUCUUCUGGUCCAUCCCUGGCACCUGUUCCAUCUCCAUCUUAUCAAGGUCCUAGUGUGACUCCAAGACCAAAAUAUCAUGGUCAUCAUCGUCGCCAUCAUGCCGUGAGACCUUAUGUAGUGGCUCCACCCCCUUCUAAAGACCAAGCUUGUGAGCCAUUCUGUACGGAUCCGCUCACAUCAACUCCCUUUGGUACACCUUGUGGUUGUGUAUUUCCCAUGAAAGUCAGGCUUACACUAGAUGUAGCUCCUUAUGCUGUUUUUCCAGUAAUGACUGAGUUAGAGAACGAGGUUGCAUUAGGCACAUAUUUAGAACAGAGUCAGGUGAAGAUAAUGGGUGCCACUGCUGACAGUCAAAAUCAGGGAAGAACUAUUGUUGAUAUUAACUUGGUUCCACUGGGAGAGAAAUUUGACAAUACCACUGCAGCUCUGACAUAUGAGAGGUUUUGGCAUAAAAAAGUUCCUCUAAAUAGGAGCCUUUUUGGUGAUUAUGCUGUAGUGUACAUCACUUAUCCAGGAAUGCCAUCAUCGCCACCAUAUGGAGCUAUAAGUGGGAGUGGUCCCAGUGAAAGUGAAGAUGGUAUUCUGCCAGUCAGUGCCAACUUUGACAACAAGAGCCAGAAAAUGAAUCUCAGAACCAUAAUCAUUAUUGCUUUAUCUUCCUUUGUACUCUUGCUGGUUUUGGUUGGAGCAUUUUCCAUCGCUUUGAAAUGGAAGAAGAUUAGGAGACCAUCAAGUGCUGUAGGCCCUGCUUUCCCAUCAUCUCUAAACAAGAGAUCUGGCUUGGGGUCUAUGUUGUCAAGCAGUAUUACAAGCUCGACAUCAGUGUCCCUUAUGUCCGCAACAGCUACUUCCAUUCUCUCCGCUAAAACAUUUUCUCUCUCUGAGCUUGAGAAAGCUACAGAUAAGUUUAGUUCAAGGAGAGUAUUAGGAGAAGGAGGAUUUGGACGUGUUUAUAGUGGGACAUUGGAAGAUGGGACUGAAGUCGCGGUUAAGCUGCUUACAAGAAAUAAUCAGAAUGGAGAUCGUGAAUUUAUUGCAGAAGUUGAGAUGCUAAGCCGUUUGCAUCACCGUAAUCUAGUGAAACUGAUUGGUAUAUGCAUUGAAGGGCGUAGGCGUUGCUUGGUGUAUGAGCUUGUUCGCAAUGGCAGUGUUGAGUCCCAUCUGCAUGGUGAUGACAAGAAAAAGGUACCUCUAGAUUGGGCUGCACGGAUGAAAAUUGCCCUUGGAGCUGCAAGGGGAUUGGCCUAUCUUCAUGAGGAUUCUAAUCCUCGUGUAAUUCACAGAGACUUUAAAGCUAGCAAUGUGUUACUAGAAGAUGACUUUACCCCUAAAGUUUCUGAUUUUGGCUUGGCAAGAGAAGCGACUGAAGGAAGUAAUCAUAUUUCUACACGGGUGAUGGGAACUUUUGGGUACGUUGCCCCAGAAUAUGCGAUGACAGGCCAUUUACUUGUUAAAAGUGAUGUUUAUAGUUAUGGUGUUGUGCUGCUUGAACUUCUCACUGGCAAAAAACCAGUGGAUAUGUCUCAACCUCAGGGACAGGAGAAUCUUGUAACUUGGGCACGGCCACUUUUGAGGAGUAGAGAAGGUUUAGAACAGUUAGUGGAUCCAUGUUUGGCUGGAAGUUGCAACAUUGAUGACAUGGCAAAAGUUGCUGCAAUUGCUUCAAUGUGUGCUCACCCGGAGGUCACGCAGAGACCUUUUAUGGGUGAAGUUGUGCAGGCUCUUAAGUUGAUAUACAAUGACACAGAUGAGACUGGUGGAGAUUGUAGUAGUCGUAAGGACUCCUCUGCUCAGGACUCUGAUUUUAGAGGUGACCUUGCCCCUUCUGAUAGCAGUUGGUGGAAUGCUGGAGGGAUUACCCCUCGAUUAACUUAUGGGCAAGCAUCUUCUUUCAUCACAAUGGAAUAUAGUUCUGGUCCUCUUGAAGAAAUGGAAAACAGACCGUUUUCAACUUCAAGCAUGAUUGAAGAUGAGAUAUCUUUACCAAUUAGGCAUGGGAAUAGAUCAGGCCCCUUAAGAACAGUCCGAAGCAAGCUAUCGUUCUAUAGAUUUACAGGAAGCCGGAGUGAGCAUGGGGGACCUUCUUCCAAGCGUGAUUGGAAUGAUGGUUACUUGGUUUAAGGUUUGAGGUUUUUUCUAGUGUUUUUGAAAUGUACAGUUCCUAAAGGGAAGUGAUCCGAACUAUUGAUUGAGUGACUGGUUUAGCUUAGACGUCUCAAAUUUCUGCAGUUUUCUUGUUAAGGUUGGAGAGAUAGGGGUAUUGACUAAUUUUGAAAUAUUGAUUCAUUAUACAAGGAGGAAAUGUAACUUGAACAAUUGUGAAUGCC
This is a messenger RNA of Gastrolobium bilobum, 2781 nucleotides long. Its product is annotated as receptor-like serine/threonine-protein kinase ALE2. Bases 200 to 2575 code for a protein of 791 amino acids. The transcript has 8 exons. Gene Ontology annotation, molecular function: ATP binding; protein kinase activity. Lineage: Eukaryota; Viridiplantae; Streptophyta; Magnoliopsida; Fabales; Fabaceae. The record is from RefSeq and is a predicted model, not a curated record. Gene Ontology annotation, biological process: protein phosphorylation.